Molecule: messenger RNA, 3501 nt
Organism: Trichomycterus rosablanca
Lineage: Eukaryota; Metazoa; Chordata; Actinopteri; Siluriformes; Trichomycteridae
Gene: arl6ip5b
Product: ADP-ribosylation factor-like 6 interacting protein 5b
Exons: 3
Coding region: 12-596 (194 amino acids)
Biological process (GO): negative regulation of transport
Cellular component (GO): membrane
Source: RefSeq, a predicted model, not a curated record
UAUCAGCAGACAUGGCGACCUCAGGCUCCGGAGUGGAAGUGGCUCCUUUCAGACCCUGGCAGGAUUUCUUCCCCGGAGCGGAUAGAUUCGCCAAGCCAGACACGGCGGAUUUAACUAAGUGGAACAACCGGGUGAUAAGCAACCUGCUGUACUACCAGACCAAUUACUUUGCCGUGGCCGUGGUGGUCUUCCUCAUAGUUGGGUUUCUGAACCCUCUGGGCAUGCUAUUAGGAGGAGCCGUGGUCAGUCUGGUCUUCAUGGGGUCCGUGUGGGCUGGAGAGAACAAGGCCGUGGUCAAGAACUUUAAGAAGAAGAGUCCCUCUCUGUUUGUGGUGGCUGUUCUGGGAGUCAGCUACUUCCUGAUCUCUCUGUGCGGAGGGGUGAUGGUCUUCAUCUUCGGCAUCACCUUCCCCCUGCUGUUGAUCCUGGUGCACGCCUCCCUGCGCCUGCGCAGCAUGAAGAACAAGCUGGAGAAUAAGAUCGAGGGCGUGGGGCUGAAGAAGACACCCAUGGGCCUGAUCCUGGACCUGCUGGACCAGCAGGAGGAGAAGGUCAACAAGAUCCAGGAUUUCAUCGAGAGCAAGCUGAAGGACUGAGCACGCUCAUGUUUCUCCUCCACACACACACGGCACACUUACAAUACAAUGCAAAUGCUUUUUUAUUUUGAAAAUAUAUAUAUACAGUAUAUUUAGCAGUGUUUUCCACUCGAGUCCUGGAGGACUGCAGCGUGACUCAUAUCUGCAUUAUGUACAGAAAUUUACAUUACGGGCUACAAACCGGUAGAAAUCAAUCCCCCCUCCUGUCCUGUGAAGUGACACAUAUGUGUUAAACAUGGUGUCAAAACCCAAAAAAUAAAUGCCAGCUUUAUGUUGACGCCUGUCGUUUAGUGUCACAUGACCUCUGACAUCCAAAAUAUUUAGUUCUGUCGGCUGCUCCUGUAUUUUAGGGGUCGCCACAGUGGGUCGUUCUGGUCCGUGUACCUGAUUUGGUACAGUUUUUACCCCAGAUGCCCUUCCUGAGACAAUUCUCCUUAUUAUAUCCGGGCUGGGGACCUGCACUGAGAGCACACUGCUUCUUCUAAUAGCUAGGCUGUUCAGCCAGAGGAAUGGCUGAACAGCCAGGCCAUUAAGAGCGAUACUUGGAUUCGAACCCCAGAUCCGUAACCCUCCAGGACUCGAGUCCCACUCUCUCGUUUUACAAACCCCCGGACGUAUUGCACUUUUUUCUUCUUCAUUCCUAGCUGACGUGUGGUAAACUGUCUUACUUUAGCAUGCUGGGAGAUCUGACCUAAAGCUACCCGUCAGUUCCGUUAUCUCUUCUUUCAGCUGCCGUACUUCUCGAGGACGUUCUCGGCUCCGGUCAAGUCGCAGUCACGCGUCUCCCAAUCGGAAUCGUUCUAUCAGCAAUACAAAACAGUUUUUCCUCCUAACUGCAUCAAUCUGAGAGUUAAAACAAUGAAAUGGUUAACAGAUUAAACUAUCCAUCUAUUAUCUAUUGUAUUAUUUAACCAAAUAUAAGCGCACAUAUUCAGUUCAUAUAGCCAGUAUUCAGGAAAGUCAGACGCGUAUGAGAAGCUCUGGCUGUGCAUCAUUCUGUAUUAAAUACGUGAUGGAUUAGUAAGCCAGCGUUAGUCCAUACCAAACAGCUUGCAAUGGUUUGUAUUCGGCUGCUCCUGGAUUUAGGGGGGUGCCACAGCAGAUCUGACACAGUUUUUACAUCAGAUGCCCUUCCUGGUGCAACCCUCCUGUCUCUAUCCGGGCUUGGGACCUGCACUGGAAAAUAAAUGCCAGCUUAAUUCUGACGUCUGUCAUUUAUUGUCACAUGACCGCUGACAUCCAAAAUAUUCAGUUCUGUCAGCUGCUCCUGUAUUUUAGCAGUCGCCACAGCUUUGGACGCCGUUCCUGACGUGACCCUCCUUUUAAAUCUGGGCUUGGGACCUGCACUGAGAGCGCACUGUCAAGUGCUUCUCCUGAUAGCUGUUAAGAGUGCUACUUAGACUCGAACCUCAGUGCACUGACAGGUCAGGAGCGCCUCCCAAUGAGUAAUGACUAGUGACUAGGCUGUUUCAGCCACCCCCCUUCACCAUUAUGACAUUCUAACACCUGACUGGCCGAUAGCACUGCAGAGAUUCGAACCCUGGAUCAGCAGAUCCCAGCAGUAGUGAGCCACUGCACCACCAAGCACCGUGCAACCCUAGCAAGUUUUAAAAACACAUGGUGACGCACGUUAACGCGUUUUCUGACGGAUUCCGAAAACGUCCACGAGUGCAGCUGAGUGCACCUUCAUCUCUGCACUACGAUAGAAUAGAAUGUGUUUAUGUAAGUGUCAGAACAAUCAGGUAUCGAAUGAAGUACCAGAGUUAAAAAACUAAAGAAGCACUUUAAAACACUCCCGUUUUUGUUGUUGUCGAUCCAAAGAAUGAAUUUGCUGAAUCAUAGGAAUAAAUUUGUGUCGUUUUGACGUUCUGCACAUUUUCGCGCUGCAUGUUGGAACGCAUUCAGUGGCAUGAUUACAAAAAAACUGGAAAAUUUAAAUUGAAUUGAUUUGAAUUAAAUUCUCUGUUUGUUAGAGUAUUUAUACAUUUUAUCUUGUAUGUAUAACUUUUUUUUUUUAUUUAGAUCCAGAAAUACAGAGUUUAGAGCUGCGCUGUUUUAGAAUGAAGGUGUUUUGCUCAACUCUCAACCUUGUGGUCAUUAAAAUUGACCCUGUUUAUCAUCACUUCUUUUCAGAAAAAUGUAUUUCUACAUGGUGUCAUUAUUAUUAUUAUUGUACACUAUGGCUUUAUUUAAAUAAGAUGAGUUUUACACGGUGGGUGGGAGGAAAUGUCAUAUUACUCCUGUCUGGUUGCACAUUCUGGCUUUUCAUUAGUUUAUAGACAUUUAAUCAAUCCAUCUUUUUUGUUGCCUGCCACCCAAACCAGGCUGAGACGGUGUGAAACCCGAAACAAUAAAUAUUGAUCAUGCGUGAGCGGCACCAGAUACCUAUUUGAGGUUGUGAUGCUCUGGGGUAAUCUGUCACCUUCAUUAUUUUGAUGGGAGGGUUGGGGUUCUUAUCUUCAGCUGUUACUAACGUCGUGUGAGCAGCAGAAUGGAGGCCUGCUGACCUGCUUUACCGCUCUUACAGACCUUGUUGAUGUUGCUCAUGUGUGAUUAGGAGAGUCUGUGUACUUAAAACUUCUAAAUGUAAUAAAUCUGGUUGUUUUGUGAUAAUCAUUGUGCAGAAACGGAUUUGGGAAGCUCUUAACUGUAACUAUGCAAUGGAGAAAACGUAAAGGCUGUGUUCAUUUUUUUAUUACAUUAUUGCGCUUCAUUAAUAUUCAUCUGCUGUGUUUAAACUGCGUUGUCGCAUCUGUGCAUCUAAACAGGUUUGCUGGUGGAUGGUUUGUUUUCUUUGACGUGAGAAUGAACGCAUGAGUAAUGAUGGUACUGUAGCAGAAUUAAGAUGGUUCUUGUACAUCGGUACCUUCCAGAUGCACAUUUAAUAAAAGCUUCUGACUGGAAA